Folsomia candida is the source of this 928-nucleotide messenger RNA. RefSeq lists its product as uncharacterized. Bases 42 to 812 code for a protein of 256 amino acids. The transcript has 2 exons. The record is from RefSeq and is a predicted model, not a curated record. Lineage: Eukaryota; Metazoa; Arthropoda; Collembola; Entomobryomorpha; Isotomidae.
UGUGCAGUUUACAUUGAUAAUUAACAGUUCGUUCGUUCAUAAUGUGGGGUCAGAGUCAGGUCGGGCGUUGUGCUUCAACUGCACUAUCGUUGAGCUGCAUUUUACUUUCGAUUGGUAAUUAUUGCCUGGUGGAAAGUGCAACUGUACCGGAAAAGGAUUUAGCUGAGGGAAAAGAUAGUUUAGGAAAUUAUUACAAUGGUGAAAUUAAGAGGAUCACUAACUUGAAGAGGAGGACUCCAAGGCAGGAAGUUGAUCUCACUUUGGUGUCAUUUUUGCAAAAAUCUGUCAAGAAAUAUGGCGAGAAAAAGGUUGCCACCUCGAUCCACGAAUUGGCUCAGAACAGUUUGUACAAUCUUGUCUGGUAUCUCGCUGGAGAUUUGGAACCUUGGCUAAUUUACGACCUCUACAAAUUGUACAACACAGCCAGUGCGGAUUCUCGUGUUCUCUUCGUGUAUGAAAAAUUUCGAGCAGGUCAAGUGAAUAGGUCAAUUGUUCCGGAGGUGUUUGCCCUGGAUAAGAAAUACAACGAGCACACCUGGUACCGCAGAGUUAGGUCGAGGCUUCUCGAAAAUGUGGAUAAGUACAUGGCUGGCAGCUUGUUGGUGACCAACCCCCCACCGAAAAUUGAGUUUGGACCGGAUGGAAAACCAAUUAUUGAGGGACAACCAGAAACUGAGAUUGCUGCCGUGGUGGCAAAAGCGUCAACGACACGACGUCCGCCGGGAGUGGGAGAUACGACAGAUGAAGACCCGGAUGACCCGGAUAACUCUGAUUUAGAUUUGGAAGAUCUGUUUGAAAACUUUAUUGACUAGUCAUGUAUUUAAUAAAUAUGUUACAAUAAUUUACAUAGAAGUAGAUUAUAAAUAUACAAUAGAACAAUUAUGUAAGCGUCCACUAAUAAAUACCAAUGUCUGCACACCCUCUGAAA